AUGGCUGACCAAAAUAUCAAGAUCUACAAACAUUCCGAUUCCGACGGUCACUUCCGCCGUAAGGACUCUUCCUUUCGGUCCCGGGUAUCUCGGGAUGCAUCAGCUGAGUUUCCCGCCGAGAAGAAUCGCUAUGUGCUAUACAUCAACUACGGCUGCCCAUGGGCACACCGAGCCAACUUGGUUUGGACUUUGAAAGGCCUAAAAGGUGUGAUUCAGAUGGUGGUUCUGGAUCCAGAGCUCGGCCCAGAUGGAUGGUUCUUCUCUGGCCGCUACGGAUCCGCCGAAAAGGAUCCCCUCUACGGGUUUAAAUACCUCAAGGAGCUAUAUCUGAAGGCCGAUCCCGAAUAUGAUGGACGGUAUACUGUACCGACACUAUGGGAUAAGAAGAAAGAGACGAUCGUCAACAACGAAAGCAGCGAGAUCAUCCGCAUGCUGUACACCGAGUUUGAUGAUUUCCUGCCUGAAAAUCUACAGGAAGUGAGCAAACCGGGCGGAGGGUUCUAUCCGGAAAACUUGAGAAACAAAAUUGAUGAUAUGAAUGCCUGGGUGUAUCCCCUGAUCAAUGACGGAGUCUACAAAACGGGCUUUGCAACCACACAAGCCGCCUACGAAGAAAAUAUCUACCCACUCUUUGAAGCACUCGAUCGCGUCGAAGAACACCUGGGCCGAUCGGGAAAUCAGCCAUUUUUGUUCGGUGAGAAUGUCACCGAAGCUGAUAUUCGACUGUAUACCACCAUUGCUCGAUUUGAUGUGGCUUACUAUUUGAUCUUCCGGUGCAAUUUAAAGAUGAUCAGACAUGACUACCCGCGACUUGAUCGCUGGUACCGCAGGCUUUACUAUGAUGAGUCGGAAUUGACGAGAGGGGCAUUUAAGGAGACGACUUACUUUGACAUUUACAAAUUUGGAUAUGCCGUCGCGGUUGGAAACAAAACUGGCAACCGGGAGCUCGUUCUUCCCGUCGGCCCUGUUCCUGAUAUUUUUUCUCCCGAGAAGAGUGUGUAG
Molecule: messenger RNA, 1002 nt
Organism: Penicillium atrosanguineum
Lineage: Eukaryota; Fungi; Ascomycota; Eurotiomycetes; Eurotiales; Aspergillaceae
Product: glutathione S-transferase family protein
Exons: 3
Coding region: 1-1002 (333 amino acids)
Cellular component (GO): cytoplasm
Molecular function (GO): glutathione transferase activity
Source: RefSeq, a predicted model, not a curated record